This is a messenger RNA of Grus americana (Whooping crane), 3659 nucleotides long. RefSeq names its product solute carrier family 13 member 3 (gene SLC13A3). Gene Ontology annotation, biological process: monoatomic anion transmembrane transport; citrate transport. Bases 551 to 2227 code for a protein of 558 amino acids. NCBI's taxonomy places the organism in Eukaryota, Metazoa, Chordata, Aves, Gruiformes, Gruidae. Gene Ontology annotation, cellular component: membrane. Gene Ontology annotation, molecular function: succinate transmembrane transporter activity; citrate transmembrane transporter activity; sodium:dicarboxylate symporter activity. The record is from RefSeq and is a predicted model, not a curated record. The transcript has 13 exons.
ACUUAAAACGGUGCUCCCAGGGUGGCCUGGGACUGCUGGAGUGGGGUUUUGUGGCAUGGUGGGAGCAGGUGGAUGUAAGCUAACGAGUCCCCUAACGAGGCCUGAUGUGAACCCCAAAUCCCGGACUCACUGAGGGGAGGCAGCACGCCUGACCUCCCUGCCCGCCAUCCCCCAUCUGUACAAACACCGCUUUUUCUGUCUCCUGGUGAUGCCAGGAUUGAGUUAUGUUUGUAAAGCCCUUUGAAGAAGCCUCUUUCUAACUAUCACUGUGUUUAUUAAAAUGCAGCUCUCCCUGUGGGCCUGUGGAGUGGAAACAAAGCUGAUCAACUGCGAGUUUUUAUGGCCGGCGCGGUGCUCUGAGAUGAAGCCCUGCAGUGGAGCUGGGGUCGGCAGCCUGCGGCGGGGCCAGCCCUCUCGGGGUGCUGGUGCGUGAGACUGGCUUUCUAGCGGGGACUCCUGAAUUGGCCUCUGCUGAAAUCUGCUCUGUGAUGGCGCAUCAGAACAAAGCAGAACAUUACUGGAAGGAAGAUGUCUCUAUGUGAUCCUGCUGAUGGCCCUGUAUUGGUGCACGGAGGCGCUGCCCUUGGCCGUGACAGCUCUGCUGCCCAUCGUCCUCUUUCCCUUCCUGGGGAUCCUCCCAUCUAACAAAGUUUGCCCACAAUAUUUUUUAGACACCAAUUUCCUCUUCCUCAGUGGUUUAAUCAUGGCCUCAGCCAUCGAGGAGUGGAAUUUACACCGCAGGAUUGCGCUCCGGGUCCUCAUGUUGGUGGGAGUCCAGCCAGCCAGACUAAUUUUAGGGAUGAUGUUGACAACGUCUUUCCUGUCCAUGUGGUUAAGUAACACUGCCUCCACUGCUAUGAUGCUUCCAAUUGCAAAUGCAAUUUUAAAAAGCCUCUUUGGGGAGAAAGACACAUCUAAGGAUAUGAACAGGGAAAAUGAAGAAAACCAAGCAUCUUUACAGCAGAAUAAACUUUACACUGUACCAACUGAGAUGCAGUUUCUGGCAAGUACUGAGGACAAAGAUCUGACGGAGGAGAAGGAGGUUGCCAGCGAUGGUCUCUCAGACUUAAAGAAGGAGGAGGAAUACAAAGCAAAUAUAUGGAAAGGUUUCCUCAUCUCAAUCCCAUAUGCAGCCAGCAUCGGAGGUACAGCAACGCUGACGGGAACUGCACCAAACCUCAUCCUUCUGGGACAGCUAAAGAGUUAUUUUCCAGAAUGUGAUGUGGUGAACUUUGGUUCUUGGUUUAUGUUUGCGUUUCCUUUAAUGCUGAUUUUUCUUCUCCUGGGAUGGCUAUGGAUCUCCAUCCUGUAUGGAGGAAUUAACCUGAGGGGCUGGAGAACAAAAAAGUCAAAUAUAAGAGAGGAUGCAGAAGCCCGAGCCAGACAAGUGAUAAAGGAGGACUAUCAGAAACUGGGUCCAACAAAGUUUGCAGAACAGGCAAUUUUCUUCUUAUUCUGCAUGUUUGCAAUCAUGCUUUUCUCCAGGGAUCCCAAAUUCAUUCCAGGUUGGGCAAGCUUGUUUGCACCAGGGUUUAUCUCAGAUGCGGUUACAGGAAUCACCAUUGUGAUUAUACUGUUCUUCUUCCCUUCGCAAAAACCUUCCUUCAGGUGGUGGUUUGACUUGAAAGCACCAAACACUGAGACGCAGCCCUUGCUGACUUGGAGGAAGGCCCAAGAGACGGUGCCCUGGAACAUCAUCUUGCUGCUUGGAGGAGGCUUUGCCAUGGCAAAGGGCUGUGAGGAGUCCGGUUUGUCUGUCUGGAUAGGAGGCCGUCUGCAUCCCUUGGAGGGCGUACCACCGCCCGUGGCCGUCAUCCUCAUCACCAUUGUCAUCGCCUUAUUCACGGAGUUUGCCAGCAACACAGCCACAAUUAUCAUCUUUCUGCCUGUCUUGGCAGAGCUGGCCAUUCGUCUGAAAGUAAAUCCCCUCUAUUUAAUGAUACCAGGCACUAUAGGAUGCUCCUACGCAUUCAUGCUGCCAGUCUCAACACCUCCUAACUCAAUUGCAUUUUCUUCUGGACACUUGAUGGUCAAGGAUAUGGCAAAAACCGGGUUGCUCAUGAAUCUUAUGGGAGUUCUGCUUCUUAGCUUGGCUAUGAACACAUGGGCCAAGAGCAUCUUCCAGCUGGGGACCUUCCCUGCAUGGGCCAACAUUCAUGCAGAAAAUGCCACCUCACUCUUGACAGCUGUAGAAAAUGUCACUUUAAGUGCGCUAAAUAAAAUAUGAACAAGCCACCUCUGGGGAAGGACUCACUCACUUAGGACUUGGGCACUGGAAUCAUCAGAGUAUGCACAGGAGGAAAGCCACGUGGCUGCUCACACCGUAUGGGACCCUCUGGUUUAAUUUUAUUUUUUAGAAAUACUGGUCAGUGUCACAACAUCCAUUUGUUAUUUUCUCUGAAGAUCUUUCCCCACCUUCCACAGGUACCAAUCAGACUCUCCCAGAGUCCAUCUGUCGUAGGUGGUUGUUAACUGGACAGCCCUGUAAGCGUCGAGCAUCUUUGUGUAGAUGCCUCUCCCUCCAUGAAAUCUAGUGAGCUUUGCUGCUCUAGCUUCUGAUACCCUACCUCGUCUUGGAGAGCAGCCCUGGGAACAGGGUGGAGGCAACUGGAUUAUUUAUGUGCAACCCAACGUGAGUGAGUGUAUCAGAAUCUGACCGGGGGGGAAGGCGGCGUUGCCGGGUGCUUCUAGCAGGAUGUGAAGGAUGGGGUCUCAUUGCCAUCUCAUGAGUAAUUCUCUCAUGGAGGAUGAAGACUAUUUCUUCAGGUUUGUGUGUGAAGGGAUGAUUCAGGAGAUGUGUUGAUAGGACUCGGUGCAUUACUUCAAGCUUUGGAAACAGGAAGGCAACAGUUUGUUUCCAAACAUGUUCAGUGUUUUGAAAACCUGGGACAGUAAUUGCUGCCUGGUUCUUUGCACUGAGUACACAGAUGGGGGUUUGGGACCAAAUUAAUUUCUGACGUAACUUUGGACAUCGGUGGUGUUUCACCAUUGGUGAAUGUGGCCAGUCUUAGGUUUAUGAGAUUGACUCACUCAUGAGCGACCCGCUGAGUCACAGGACAGUGGACAAUUUGCAUUGGAAUAUUAUUGACAUUUCUGAAAAAUAGGCUUUGAUUCUUAACAUCUUUUUAGAUCAGAUUGCUUGGGUACUUUCAAUGAAAGCAUUGCAAAUUGACUGUGAUUUCAAUCACUAUUUUAUCUGAUUUUUUUUUUUUUUAUUUUCUGUAAGAAUCUCAAAUAUUUAAUUUAAAAGAUCAGUCGUUGAAAUGGAUGGAUUGAAAGAUGAAGGAUAUGAUUCUUGGUUUAGGGAAGGUGAUUGACUGGAUCCCUGUGCAGGGACAGAUUUCUCUGAUGAUGUAAACUGGUGGAGCUGGCAAGGCAGACUGGCCCGGCGUAGGGAUCCGGCGCAUCCCCCCUGCUCCUGUGCUGCUGAUAAACCCCGGGGCCGGGUGGGAGAGCUGGCAGGGCGAUGCUCACCAGCCACAACUGCUGCGGGGAGCACCCUAGGGUCGCAUGGUAGGUGGGGACUCGUGGGGGUUGAACCAAAACCGCCAAAACCAAUUGAAUGUGGAACUUUGAUCAGUCAAGUUCAACAAAAUCCUUAAGUUCAACAAAAUCCUUAAUGAUUGUGAAAAAUGUACAAUAAAGCACAUUUGUUAGCA